UAUCAUAGUUGAGCCACUAUAAAUAGAGGAAAGGCUGAUGAACAAAAAGCAGUUCAAACAAACUUAAAAAAAGAAAAAAAUCUGAAAGCAAUUAUAUAGAGAGAGAUGGAAGUAGUGCAAGUGCUUCACAUGAAUGGUGGAAAUGGAAAAACUAGUUAUGCUCAAAACUCAUUGCUUCAGCAAAAGGUGAUAUCAAAAUCAAAGAGAGUAAUAAAGGAAGCCGUGGCCAAUCUGUAUAACAACAACUCACCAAAAACUGUAGCUAUUGUAGAUUUCGGGUGCUCUUCAGGGCCGAACACUCUAUUUGCUGUAUCUGAAAUAAUCGAAGCAAUAGAGAAGAUUUGUGGAGAAUCUCCAGAAUAUAAUGUGUUUUUAGUUGAUCUGCCAAGCAAUGACUUUAAUAGUGUUUUUAAGUCGUUGUUGCCAGAUUUCCAAAGAAAAAUGAAAGAAUAUACUAAAGGGCAAUGUUUCGUUUCUGGAACCCCUGGUUCUUUCCAUGGUAGGCUUUUUCCUACCAACACUCUUCACUUUGCUUAUUCAUCUAGUAGCCUCCACUGGUUAUCGCAGGUUCCAAGAGGACUGGAGAGUAAUAAAGGAAACAUAUACAUUAAUAGCACAAGUCCUUCAAACAUUGUGAAGGAAUAUUGCUCCCAAUUUCAAAAGGAUUUCUUAAUGUUUUUGGAGUGUCGCUCUAAAGAAAUGAGGAUAGGAGGGUACAUGGUAUUAACUUUCCUUGGAAGGAGAAAUAAUGAUCCUUCUGCAAAGGAGUGUUGUUAUCUUUGGGAGCUUUUGGCCAUGGCUCUCAAUCAAUUAGUCCUUGAGGGAAUGAUAGACGAAGAAAAAUUCAAUUCGUUCAACAUUCCUUUCUACGCACCAUCUCCGCUUGAAGUGAAAUGUCAAGUUGAUAAGCAAGGAUCUUUUUGCACUGAUAAAUUGGAGAUUUAUGAACAUGAUUGGAAUGAAUGUCGCAAUGAAUUUGAUCCCUCGGAAGCUACCAAGGAUGUGGGAAUUAUUUUUGCAAACUUCAUAAAAUCUGGAAUGGAGCCUCUUAUUAUCAACCACUUCGGUUUCCAGGAAGCCGUCAUAGAUGAGGUUUUUAAUCGAUACUCAUCGAUCGUCAAUGAUUGCAUGGCAAAGGAGAAGAAUGAGUUUGUCUAUUUUAUAUUGUCCAUCACUAAGAAAGAUGACUAAGUCCAAUUCUAUUUCUGUCUAAUAAUAAGACAAAUAAUAUGAAAUAUAUGUGCUUUUUAUGAAUAAAUAAGAAUUUGUGUGUAAUUGGUAAAAAAA
Messenger RNA from Mercurialis annua (annual mercury), 1287 nucleotides. Its product is annotated as salicylate carboxymethyltransferase-like. Lineage: Eukaryota; Viridiplantae; Streptophyta; Magnoliopsida; Malpighiales; Euphorbiaceae. Gene Ontology annotation, molecular function: S-adenosylmethionine-dependent methyltransferase activity. Gene Ontology annotation, biological process: methylation. The transcript is spliced from 4 exons. Bases 106 to 1191 code for a protein of 361 amino acids. The record is from RefSeq and is a predicted model, not a curated record.